AUGACGGUGUGUUUCCUGCAGCUGACAGCAGUGAACUCCGUGGUCUUCACUGUGAAGGCUGUUGAUGCAGACGGAGACACGAUCAGCUACAUCAUCGAUCAAUCAUCCCCUGACGCCUGGUUCUUCAGGAUUGAUCUGCCCAACAGUGGGAAGGUAGUUCUGGACAAACCUCUGGACUACGAGACCAGAACCCACCUGAAGGUGGUCAUCUGGGCCCAGGAAGCGAACACUGUGGAGAAGUUCAACACGUCUGCCAUUCUGACGGUGAACAUCGUGGACGGAGACGACCAGUAUCCUCACUUCCUGCCCUGCAUGCCUGUUUCUCCAGGUGUUCCUGUCUGCAUGAGCCCCACCUACACCACCAACAUCACACACAAGCAGAAGGACUCUGUUUUGGAGUUUUCUCCUGGUCCAAUCAGAGCCCAGGAUGGAGACCGAGGAAUCAACGCUCCUCUGAUCUACACCAUCCUGUCAGGUGGUGAUCAGGGCAGGUUUGUGAUCAACAACAGGACAGGUCAGAUCAGGUUAACCAGAGGGAUGGACGGCCGACCGCUGAGGACGAACUUCACACUCACUGUCAUGGUGUGUCAGGUGGACGACCGGCUGAAGUACAGCGUGGCGUUGGUUCUUAUCAGAGUUCUCAGUGAGAACAUGUUCCCUCCGGUUUUCAACAGAACCACCUUUAAAGGCUUCAUCAUCCAGAGCUCAAGUCCCGCCUCCAUCGUCUCCACCUAUGGGAACCAGGUGUUACAGGUCCAGGUGUCAGACCGCGACUUCUCUGAUGGCCUGAAUCCAAAUAUCGCCUACUCCCUCCAUCCUCCAUCUGGACUGUACCAAGUCACCCAGGGGGGGGUUCUGAUCGCCAGGACGAACCAACUGCACGCCUUCGACAGACACAUACUUCAGGUCGUCGCCAGAGAUGAAGAAUCAGGAGAAGAAGUUUCAGCUUCAGUGGACAUUGAAGUCCUGCAGAGAGGACAACCAGCUGUGUGGCUGCAGAUGAACCGUGUGGGGGAGCAGUGGACUGAGAACCAGGACAGUUGGUCUACCAGCAGCUCAGCACCACAGUCCUGUCUGCAGUGGGCUGGUCCUUCAAACUCAGCCUCCUUCACUGGACUCUACUUCUUGACCCGCAUGUGA
Micropterus dolomieu (smallmouth bass) is the source of this 1140-nucleotide messenger RNA. It is a transcript of the gene cdhr5-rs, whose product is annotated as cadherin-related family member 5, related sequence. The record is from RefSeq and is a predicted model, not a curated record. Gene Ontology annotation, biological process: homophilic cell-cell adhesion. NCBI's taxonomy places the organism in Eukaryota, Metazoa, Chordata, Actinopteri, Centrarchiformes, Centrarchidae. The transcript has 9 exons. Gene Ontology annotation, molecular function: calcium ion binding. Gene Ontology annotation, cellular component: membrane. The coding region runs from base 1 to 1140 and encodes 379 amino acids.